This is a messenger RNA of Sungouiella intermedia, 4359 nucleotides long. NCBI's taxonomy places the organism in Eukaryota, Fungi, Ascomycota, Pichiomycetes, Serinales, Metschnikowiaceae. The record is from the annotation of a GenBank genome assembly.
AUGCCCAACUCAAAGGAAGGUUCCAGCCCCAAAAAGUUCUUCAAGGCUUUGAGCGUGUCGCCUUUCCGCCACUCCACCCGUGCAGACCCGCAGACACAUCAGAAUCCGCUGCUGGGCCCUCAACCGGUUUAUGAUCUGUGGCAGCACCCUCCGAACUCCUCAUUCAUCAACAAUUCCUAUAACCCUUCGAUGUCCUCGUUCAACUCGACCACUUCCAAUGUGCACCAGCUGCAAAGGACUCUGGGCUCUUCCACACCACAGCCGGGCAGUCACCAUGGCCGCAGCCACUCUCAUGACAUUCUUCAUUCGCAUUCGAGAUCUGAUCUGGCGCUGAAGUCUUGGGCCUCGCUAAUCCCGCCAGUACCCAACCAGCCGCGAAACGAUUCGUCAAAAGAGUUGAAGGUUCAGCUGAAUAGACACACCAUCGCGGUGCUGCCUACUGGCCCCAAAAAUGUUCCUGACUUCCUCCAGCCUCUGACAAACCCGGAUGCCGAAAGAUCCUAUGUGAUCUCCCGCGGGGAUUCAGAGUCGCCAAUGUUCGAGGUUUCAAGCGAGCUGCUGCUGUAUCUCAAUCACUUCCCACCACUGGACCAGGUCCAAAUUCCUGGUCUGUUCGACUUUGCUCCCAGAGAACAUCCAUCUCGUCCUUCAACAAGUACCCCGCCAAAGAGGUACUCCGAGAAGGGCCACACGCGUCAGAGCUCGUCCCAAAGCAAAUUAUUUCCACCAACACAUCCUCCCGGUCUUGAGCAUCAGCGUCUGCAAGAAGCUGUUUUGAUAAAACUGAAUAAUCCAUUCUUACCACCACAGAACCUGUCUGAGCGCCAAACACAAUCUCACGACAAUCAGCGUCACCAGAAGUACCAACAGAAUCAGCAACAGCAACAACAGCAUCAAAGGUCUCUCCAGCAAGUGCCACCACAGCAGCAACAACAGCAUCAGUGGUCUCUGCAGCACGCACCAAUUCAACAGCACCAGCAGUUUCUCCUGCAGCAGCAGAUGGCACAGCAGCAGCGUAAAGUUCAAAUGAGACAACCUCAGAAUCCACAGUUCGACGAUCGCUCUCAAUCACAACCGCAUUCACAGCCUCCGCAAUAUCAGCUUCCGUCACAUCCAUCACCAAAACAGGUACAGAAGCAACAGCCUCAGUCCAAGCGUGCUACCUCUGAAAAGAAGCGUAAGGUGUGCAAGAAAUGUAACCAAGUCAUUAACGGGCAAUUCGUUCGUGCUUUGGGAAGUGCCUAUCAUAUUGAUUGUUUCACUUGCUACCAAUGUGGCAAGCAAUGUUCUGCAAAAUUUUUCCCUCAAGAAGUGAAAACAGAAAACGGCGAAGUUAUUCAAGUUCCUCUUUGUGAGUAUGAUUAUUUCAGGAAACUUGAUCUUAUUUGCUUCGAGUGUCACAACGCUUUGCGGGGACCAUAUAUAAAUGCUUUGGGAAACAAAUACCAUUUGGAACAUUUCAAAUGUUCAACUUGUGGGAAAGUUUUUGACUCUGACGAGAGCUACUACGAACAUGAUAAUAAUAUUUACUGUCACUUGCAUUAUUCCAAAUUGUUCGCAACGAAAUGCGAGGGCUGUCAGUCUUCGAUCGUUAAACAAUUUGUUGAGUUGCUUAAAGGCGGAAGAAAUCAACAAUGGCAUCCAGAAUGUUACAUGGUUUUUAAAUUUUGGAAUGUUUAUAUUACUGCUGACUGUGUUGGCCUCCAGCAAAGGCUUGGAAUGGAUAUUAUACUGGCCAAUUUGAACGAUAUCGAUCCAAAUGAUCUAUUGAUCGUCGAACAUCAACUAGAAACGGUCGUUAUGAAUUGUUGGCUAGUCCUCUCUGGUUUUGAAGAAAUCUCUGCUACAUGUAUCUCAGAAAUGCUUUUAUGUGCUUGUACAGGCAAGAGAGGGCAGGGCUUAUUCUCAACUGGUAAGUUGGUUCUUUAUGUUGAAGUUCUUUUUGAUGCAUUAGAUUUUGUUCAGAAAAUGUGUUUGGAACAUAAACCAGACCCGAACCAGGAGAAUGCACAGAAAAACUCUUUGUCUGAAGAGGUUUACUCGGUGGAUGCUUUUGAUAAAUUCCAAACUCUUCGGAAAGAGCCAAGAAAUAUCUCUGGAAAGUUGAUGAGCUACUUAGCGAUUUUGCGUAAGUCAAACCAACUUUCAGACUCGGGCAGUCUCUCUUCUGAAUUAUUAUCUGUUGUUACUGGUUGCGCUCAUUAUUUGAAGCUUCUCAUCAGAAUCGGAUUAAACAAUGCUUUGAAAUUGAACAAAAUUCGUGGCGACACCAAAGCGCUUGAUGGCUUUUUGAUGAGAACCAAGAAAUUCGAUGACAUCGAGUCUGCUGAUAAGCUUCCUGGAGACUCUAGGAUUUCUAUUGGUUCCCGCUUGGCAAUACCUUUGAAUGCAUCCGAUGCUUGUCGAGCAUGUCUGAAGAGUAUUGAAAAAUCAUGUGUUCGUUACAAGAAUCUGAGAUGGCAUAUGAAGUGCUUCGAGUGUUCUAUCUGUCACAGACAGCCUUCACCAGAGUUUGUGGUCGAAUCUUUUGUCUAUGGUACUGACGAAGUGGUUUUAUGUAAUGAAUGUGCUGCAACUCGCUCAUCAAGCAAUUUUGGUUACUCCUCAGGUUUCGUUACCGUCUCCGAUUUGUCCCAGUUGUCGUAUCUCUUGAAGAUUGCCAUCUUCCGGUCGAGAUCAGCAAUUAAGAAAGAUUCUGAUUUGGGAAAAUCAGAUUCUGCUCUUAAAACAUCCAUGACAAAUAUUGAGGAAGAGCCCUCGGAAUCGGAAACAGAAUAUUCACGUACAUUGAACGAUGUCACAGAAUUGAGAAAGAAGAGAGAAAGUCAAAAGUUGUCCAACUCUAUCAAGAAGAAUGCUAGGAAAUCAGUUAUCAUCGAAGCACCAGAGGCUGUUGCUGCCAGAAAGGACAACACCAUUGAUGAAUACGAAGACACGACACAAAGAAAGAGCAGUAAUGCUUCGUCGCUAUCAUUUGUUGCACUGCGUAACGAUUCUGACCAGUUCGACUUCCAGAGUGGAUUUAAAAUCCGGGACGACCCACCUCAGAGAUUCGCAAGUCACAGCCUUGACAGGACUUCUGACUUGUUGAAGAAUGAAAAAUCCUUAACGCUUGAUGACAUUCCAAGAAUCGUUGCUGCAGAGCAAGCCAGAGAGCAGAGACCCAACGCCUUCAAGCACCACAAUUCCUUAUAUCAGAAGAAGGCUCAACGUCAGCUUAGGACUGUUUCAGCAGCGGGAAGUGUGCUGCGCCGUGACUCUCUGCGUAAUUUCGUUGAGGCACCCGCCCCAGGACAAAGUUGUGGCUCAAAGUACUAUUCCGAAUUAUCGAAGAAAGAACAUUUCAUCUUGCGUCACAUCGCGGUGGAAGCAUUCCUUAACAUGGGUGAUUCUCACACAAGAGAAGAGCUCAUAAAUCUUAUCCAGACUCGCAAGCUGCCAACAUUUUGGGACAAGUUUAAGUUUGGAGGAAGCGAGAAGAACAAACACAUCAAUGUGUUUGGCGUUGAGCUCAGCGAAGUUACUAAGAAGUACGGUGUUGAUUCUGACUUAGGAGUCGGACCAGCUCAGCUUCGUAUCCCAAUCGUCGUGGACGAUGUGAUUAAUGCUCUCAGACAAAAGGACAUGUCAGUUGAAGGUAUUUUCCGGUUGAAUGGUAACAUCAAGAACCUUCGUGAACUCACCGAACAAAUUAACAAGACCCCAUUGAAAUCUCCUGCUUUCAGCAACUACUCAGCAGUGCAACUAGCCGCUUUAAUGAAAAAGUGGUUGAGAGAGAUGCCAAACCCAUUAUUAUCAUUUGGUCUCUACGAUGUUUGGAUCUCUUCUAGACGAGAGAAAGUUCCUGCAAAAUGUAACCGAAUCUUAGAAUUGGCAUAUUGUAUGCUUCCUCGAAGCCACAGAAACUUGCUUGAAGUGUUGCUCUAUUUCUUUAGUUGGGUUGCAUCGUUUGCUGAGAUUGAUGAAGAGACCGGCUCUAAGAUGGACACUCACAACUUAGCUACUGUUAUUGCACCCAACAUUCUCUUGUCCAAAGAACAAGCGGAAACUGGAGGCAACCAACUCAGUGAAUCGCAUUUCAUUGCCAUUGAGGUAGUGAACCAAUUAAUUGAAAUCCACGAGGAGCUUGCCGUCAUUCCUCCAGACUUAUGGGAGUUCUAUGAGAAAUGCGAAUUCCAAAACUCCAAGGAUGAAAUUUCCACCAAGGAUAUAUUCAGCAGGAUCUCCAAGGUCGCUAAAGAGAAUCCCAAUUUUUUUGACAAUUACUUGACCAUGGAAGACUCUACCGAUGCUACGCAACCAAGCACCAUAACGAGAGGUCAAACCAAGGUGGAGCAUGCACCCGACCCUCACCCAUAA